Molecule: messenger RNA, 1746 nt
Organism: Neofelis nebulosa (Clouded leopard)
Lineage: Eukaryota; Metazoa; Chordata; Mammalia; Carnivora; Felidae
Gene: RNH1
Product: ribonuclease/angiogenin inhibitor 1
Exons: 10
Coding region: 255-1625 (456 amino acids)
Cellular component (GO): cytoplasm
Molecular function (GO): protein binding
Source: RefSeq, a predicted model, not a curated record
CUUGGGGCUCAGUGGGCCUGGGACGCGCUUCAGCCUUCCGGUGCGGUUCGGGUGGGCUCAGGCGGGGGACGCAACCCCCCGGCUCCUGUCCUCCGGGCACGGCCCUGCGCAGCGGCCAUUUGUCACACGCGAAAGCACUAAGUGCCCUCUUGGGACCCUAGGGAGCAGCCGAGCUGGUGGGGGUCCUGAUUCCGGGAGAAGCAGGGAGAUACGGCGUCUUUGCGGGCAUUACAGAAGACACUUCACCUCGAACCAUGAAUCUCGACAUCCAGUGUCAGCAGCUGAGUGACGCCCGGUGGACGGAGCUCCUGCCUCUGAUCCAGCAGUACCAGGUGGUCAGGCUGGAUGACUGUGGCCUCACGGAGGUGCGGUGCAAGGACAUCUGCUCUGCCCUCCAGGCCAACCCCUCGCUGACCGAGCUGAGCCUUUGCACGAAUGAGCUGCACGAUGCCGGGGUGCGGCUGGUGCUCCAGGGCCUGCAGAGCCCCAGCUGCAGGAUCCAGAAGCUCAGCCUCCGGAACUGCUGCCUGACGAACACCGGCUGCGAGGUCCUGCCCGACACGCUGCGCUCCCUGCCUACCCUGCGCGAGCUGCAGCUCAGCGACAACCCGCUGGGGGACGCGGGCCUGCAGCUGCUCUGCAAAGGACUCCUGGACCCCCAGUGCCACCUGGAGAAGCUUCAGCUGGAGUACUGCAACCUGACGGCCGCCAGCUGUGAGCCCCUGGCCGCAGUGCUCAGGGCCUGGAGGCACGUCAAGGAGCUUGUGGUAAGCAACAACGACAUCGGCGAGGCUGGCGUGCAGGUGCUGUGUCGGGGCCUGGUGGACUCUGCCUGCCAGCUGGAGACGCUCAAACUGGAGAACUGCGGCCUCACGCCGGCCAGCUGUAAGGACCUGUGCGGUGUCGUGGCCUCCAAGGCCUCGCUGCAGGAGCUGGACCUGGGUGACAACAAGCUGGGUGACCAGGGCAUCGCCACACUGUGCCCCGCGCUGCUGCACCCCAGCUCCCGGCUCAGGGUCCUGUGGCUCUGGGACUGUGACAUCACCACCACGGGCUGCAGAGACCUGUGCCAAGUGCUCAGGGCCAAGGAGAGCCUGAAGGAGCUGAGCCUGGCAGGCAAUGCGCUGGGGGACGAGGGUGCCCGGCUGCUGUGCGAGAGCCUGCUGGAGCCUGGAUGCCAGCUGCAGUCCCUGUGGGUGAAGUCCUGUGGCCUCACGGCCGCGUGCUGCCCCCACAUCAGCGCGAUGCUGACCCACAACAAGCACCUCGUGGAGCUGCAGAUGAGUGACAACAAGCUGGGCGACUCCGGCGUCCAGGAGCUGUGCCAGGGCCUGAGCCAGCCUAGCGCCACGCUGCGGGUGCUCUGGCUGGGGGACUGCGACGUGGCCAACGGCGGCUGUAACAGCCUGGCCUCGCUCCUGGUGGUCAACCGCAGCCUGCGGGAGCUGGACCUCAGCAACAACUGCAUGGACGACCGGGGCAUCCUUCGGCUGAUGGAGAGCCUGGAGCGGCCUGACUGUGCGCUGGAGCAGCUGGUCCUGUAUGACAUCUACUGGACGCAGCAGACCGAGGACCUCCUUCAGGCCCUGGGAGAACGCAAGCCAGGCCUGCGGAUUAUCUCCUGAGAGGCCUCCUGCCCCCCCCCCCCCCUCCGGACCUCCUGGCUGAGAAUGAAGAGAAGUGUUCAAAUCGAUGGACUUCUGUGGGAAAGUUUCAGACACUUUUAUUAAAGCACUUUUUUUGGCA